This is a messenger RNA of Megalobrama amblycephala (Wuchang bream), 1252 nucleotides long. RefSeq lists its product as uncharacterized. Lineage: Eukaryota; Metazoa; Chordata; Actinopteri; Cypriniformes; Xenocyprididae. The record is from RefSeq and is a predicted model, not a curated record. The coding region runs from base 1 to 1122 and encodes 373 amino acids. The transcript has 4 exons.
AUGGCUGUAAAUGAAUAUGCUUUGCAAUUUAGAACGCUGGCCGCUUCUAGUGGAUGGAACGAGCAAGCUCUCAUCACCUCCUAUCGUCAAGGUCUGGACCCCAGAGUGCGGUUGCAUCUUGCUGCAUACAAGGAUUCCAUCGGCCUCGAAGGCUUCAUCCAGCUGUCCAUCCGCGCAAACCUGAGCCGGAGGAAGGUCAGUCGAUGUGUGGGUCCCUUUCAGCUGGGGGUUGGAAUCUUACAUGUAGAAGAAAUACACCUGCUGGUUCUGGAGGAAUCCACCUCUGACAUGUCUCCUCGUGCCAAUGAUAUCUCCAUCUGUACCACCUCCAUUGAAAGUCCUGUCGAGAAACGUUCAGUGGACAUCCCUUCCUGUUACACCCCUUCACCCAAGUCUCUGUCCUGGACCCAAGAAGCUACCAACGCCUUUGAAGCCCUCAAGAAAGCCUUCACCACUGCUCCCCUCCUCGUCCACCCCAAUCCAGACCUGCCCUUCGUCAUUGAGGUGGACGCUUCCACCACAGGUGUGGGAGCGGUACUAUCUCAGCAGCAGGGGACGCCAAGUAGACUCCACCCAUGCGCCUUCUUCUCCCGCAAGCUCAACCCGGCGGAGGUCAACUACGACAUCGGUGACCGUGAGCUCCUGGCCGUCAAGGUUGCUCUGGAGGAAUGGAGGCAUUGGUUGGAGGGAGCCAAACACUCCUUCCUGGUCCUGACUGACCAUAAAAACUUGGAAUACCUGAGAGCUGCUAAGAGACUUAAUCCCUGUCAAGCAUGCUGGGCCAUGUUCUUCUCCCGCUUUGACUUCUCAAUCUCCUAUCAUCCUGGCUCCAAAAAUAUAAAGGCAGAUGCCUUGUCCCAUCUCCACGCUCCUGAUGAAAAGAACGAAGAACCUGAAACCAUACUCCCCGAAUCCAUCUUUGUGAGCCCCAUCUCAUGGUCAGAAGAGACCUUACCCUCCUCCAAUGCCUCCACCAACGCUCCGCCGGGUUGUCCCCAAGGCUUGCAAUACAUCACAAGGACACGAUGCACUCCACUGGUUCACUCUGCUCACACGUCACUUGGCACUGGCCACCCGGGGGUCAAUGAGACACUCUCGCUGCUUAAGGAGCGCUUCUGGUGACCCAACAUGGCCAACGACAUCAGAAGGUACGUGCAGGGCUGCAGGGAGUGCGCCAUCUCCAAGAGCCCUCGCCAUCUUCCAGCCGGCAAGCUCAAUUCUCUGCCCGUUCCUGAGCGACCCUGGUCACACC